This is a messenger RNA of Falco peregrinus (peregrine falcon), 1675 nucleotides long. RefSeq names its product COP9 signalosome subunit 3 (gene COPS3). NCBI's taxonomy places the organism in Eukaryota, Metazoa, Chordata, Aves, Falconiformes, Falconidae. Gene Ontology annotation, biological process: ubiquitin-dependent protein catabolic process. The record is from RefSeq and is a predicted model, not a curated record. The coding region runs from base 106 to 1377 and encodes 423 amino acids. The transcript has 12 exons. Gene Ontology annotation, cellular component: COP9 signalosome.
UCCCGCUUCCCCCCGCCGCUCCCGGCCCGCGCCGCCCCCUCCUCCCCCCGCCCCGCCCCGCCCGGCCCGCCCGCAGCGCGCGCGGCCGCGCCGCCAGCCGCCAAGAUGGCGUCGGCCCUGGAGCAGUUCGUCAACAGCGUCCGGCAGCUCUCGGCCCAAGGGCAAAUGACCCAGCUUUGUGAACUGAUCAAUAAAAGCGGAGAACUGCUAGCAAAAAAUCUUUCCCAUCUGGAUACGGUGCUUGGUGCCCUGGAUGUGCAGGAACACUCAUUAGGUGUUCUUGCUGUCUUGUUUGUCAAGUUUUCUAUGCCCAGCAUCCCUGACUUCGAAACGUUAUUCUCACAGGUGCAGCUUUUUAUCAGCACUUGCAACGGGGAACACAUUAGAUAUGCAACAGACACUUUUGCUGGCCUGUGCCACCAGUUAACAAAUGCCCUUGUGGAGAGAAAACAGCCCCUGCGAGGAAUUAGCAUUCUCAGACAAGCCAUAGACAAGAUGCAGAUGAACACAAACCAGCUGACCUCAAUACAUGCAGAUCUCUGCCAGCUCUGUUUGUUAGCAAAAUGCUUUAAACCUGCCCUCCCGUAUCUAGAUGUGGACAUGAUGGAUAUUUGUAAAGAGAAUGGGGCAUAUGAUGCGAAGCACUUUUUAUGUUACUACUACUAUGGUGGGAUGAUAUACACUGGGCUAAAGAACUUUGAAAGAGCACUCUACUUUUAUGAACAGGCAAUAACUACUCCAGCCAUGGCAGUCAGUCAUAUUAUGUUGGAAUCGUAUAAAAAGUAUAUUCUAGUUUCUUUGAUACUACUUGGCAAAGUUCAGCAGCUACCAAAAUAUACUUCCCAGAUAGUUGGUAGAUUCAUUAAGCCCCUUAGCAAUGCUUACCAUGAAUUAGCGCAAGUUUAUUCAACCAAUAAACCCUCGGAGCUUCGAAAUCUCGUGAACAAACACAGUGAAACAUUCACAAGGGAUAACAAUAUGGGGCUGGUUAAGCAAUGCUUGUCAUCUCUCUACAAAAAGAAUAUUCAGAGGCUAACCAAGACUUUUUUAACAUUGUCAUUACAAGACAUGGCAAGUCGAGUGCAGUUGUCAGGGCCCCAAGAAGCAGAAAAAUAUGUCCUCCACAUGAUAGAAGAUGGUGAAAUCUUUGCAAGUAUUAAUCAGAAAGAUGGUAUGGUCUGUUUCCAUGAUAAUCCUGAAAAAUAUAACAAUCCUGCUAUGCUUCAUAACAUUGAUCAGGAGAUGCUGAAAUGUAUAGAGCUUGAUGAACGACUGAAAGCCAUGGAUCAAGAGAUCACUGUGAACCCUCAGUUUGUGCAGAAGAGUAUGGGCUCUCAAGAAGAUGACUCAGGGACCAAACCAUCCAGUUAUUCUUGAAAUGAAUGUUGCUCACCACUCCGCUUUCAAGUAAAAGCUUAUGAAAGAAUCACGCCUGGAAUAGGGCAUUGAGGAGUUCCACGAAGAGAGCAGAGAGAACUGAGCUUUGCUUUUCACCUGGACAUUAAGAAAAUAAAAGAACACCCUCUCAGUACUGUAUAAUAUCAGAAAUAUUCUCUGCAAAGAAAAAGGAAAUCUCAAAAGAAACUUAAAAGUCUGUUGUGGAUUUAUUUAUCUUCAGAUUAACAUCGUUAAUGCAUUAAAUAAUCUACCUUUUGUUUUAAAGGGUUUGAAUGUU